Messenger RNA from Meriones unguiculatus (Mongolian gerbil), 5336 nucleotides. RefSeq names its product MBL associated serine protease 1 (gene Masp1). Bases 482 to 2581 code for a protein of 699 amino acids. Lineage: Eukaryota; Metazoa; Chordata; Mammalia; Rodentia; Muridae. Gene Ontology annotation, cellular component: extracellular region; blood microparticle. Gene Ontology annotation, biological process: complement activation; zymogen activation. Gene Ontology annotation, molecular function: serine-type endopeptidase activity; calcium ion binding. The record is from RefSeq and is a predicted model, not a curated record. The transcript has 16 exons.
UGCUGGGGUCCUGAAGUAGAACAAACUGUUAUAGCCACCAGGCAAGGGAGGCUGAAGAGAAAUUAAUUCUCUUUCUCUCUCUCUCUCUCUCUCUCUCUCUCUCUCUCUCCCACACACACACACACACACACACACACACACACACACCUCUAAGUGUCUCAGAUUUUUUUUUCCUCAGAGGCUGCAGUCCCUCCCAGGGAGGGGACUGGCCAGCAGAUCUUCCAAGGAAACAGUUCUGUCAGGUCCUCUGAGUGUGCACAGGCUCAGCCAGAGAGAGGGAAAGGCAGAGGGAGAGGGGGAGAGGGGAUCUGUUGCAGGCAGGGGAAGGCGUGACCUGAAUGGAGAAUGCCAGCCAAUUCCAGAGACACACAGGGACCUCAGAACAAAGAUAAGGCAUCGCUGACACCACACCGGGGACUGGACGAGCUCACAGACAAGUCCGGCAGGAGGGACCAAGGCCAGGAGCACACAAGGCAGGAAAAUGAGGCGGCUCCUUCUCUACCAUGCUCUGUGCCUCGCCCUGUCGGAGAUUUCAGCCCAUACUGUGGAACUAAAUGAAAUGUUCGGCCAGAUCCAGUCACCUGGCUAUCCGGAUUCCUAUCCAAGUGACUCUGAGGUGACUUGGAAUAUCACUGUCCCGGAGGGGUUUCGGAUCAAGCUGUACUUCAUGCACUUCAACCUGGAAUCCUCCUAUCUUUGUGAAUAUGACUACGUGAAGGUAGAAACUGAAGACCAGGUGCUGGCAACCUUCUGUGGCAGGGAGACCACCGACACCGAGGAGACGCCCGGCCAGGAAGUGGUUCUUUCCCCUGGCUCCUUCAUGUCGGUCACCUUCCGGUCAGAUUUCUCCAAUGAGGAACGAUUCACAGGCUUUGAUGCCCACUACAUGGCUGUAGAUGUGGAUGAGUGCAAGGAGAGGGAAGACGAAGAGCUGUCCUGUGACCACCACUGCCACAACUACAUCGGCGGCUACUACUGCUCCUGCCGCUUUGGCUACAUCCUCCACACCGACAACAGGACCUGCCGAGUGGAGUGCAGUGGCAAUCUCUUUACCCAGAGGACAGGCACAAUCACCAGCCCCGAUUACCCCAACCCUUACCCCAAGAGCUCUGAAUGCUCCUACACCAUCGACCUGGAGGAUGGCUUCAUGGUCAGCCUGCAGUUUGAGGACAUUUUUGACAUUGAGGACCAUCCUGAGGUGACCUGUCCUUAUGACUACAUUAAGAUUAAAGCUGGUCCAAAAGUAUGGGGCCCCUUCUGUGGAGAGAAAUCCCCAGAACCAAUCAGCACCCAGAGUCACAGUGUCCAGAUCCUAUUUCGCAGCGACAACUCAGGAGAGAACCGAGGCUGGAGGCUCUCCUACAGGGCGGAAGGAAAUGAGUGCCCAAAGCUACAACCUCCUGCAUACGGGAAAGUAGAGCCCUUGCAAGCCCUGUAUUCCUUCAAAGACCAAGUGCUCAUCAGCUGUGACACGGGCUACAAAGUGCUAAAGGAUAACGAGGUAAUGGACACGUUCCAAAUUGAGUGUCUGAAAGACGGCACAUGGAGUAACAAGAUUCCCACCUGUAAAAUUGUAGACUGUGGAGUCCCAGCAGGGCUGAAGCAUGGGCUGGUGACGUUCUCCACAAGAAACAACCUGACAACGUACAAAUCUGAGAUAACGUACUCCUGCCAGCAGCCCUACUACAAGAUGCUCCACAACACCACAGGUGUGUAUACGUGUUCUGCGCAUGGGGCCUGGACAAAUGAAGUGCUCAAGAGAAGCCUGCCCACCUGCCUCCCAGUGUGUGGCCUCCCCAAGUUCUCCCGGAAGCAGAUCUCCAGGAUCUUCCAUGGACGCCCAGCCCAGAAGGGUACCACUCCAUGGAUUGCCAUGCUGUCACACCUGAAUGGGCAGCCCUUCUGUGGGGGUAGCCUUUUAGAUUCCGACUGGGUUUUGACGGCUGCUCACUGCCUCCACUAUCCACUUGAUCCGGAAGAUCCAACCCUACACAGCUCAUACUUGCUCAACCCUUCUGACUUCAACAUUAUCCUGGGGAAGCACUGGAGACGCCGCUCAGAUGACGAUGAACAGUAUCUGCCCGUAAAGCGCAUCAUCCUGCACCCGAGGUACGACCCCAGCACUUUUGAGAACGACCUGGGCCUGGUGGAGCUGUCAGAGAGCCCAAGGCUGAACAACUUUGUGAUGCCCGUCUGUCUGCCUGAGCAGCCCUCCACUGAAGGAACCAUGGUCAUCGUCAGCGGCUGGGGGAAGCAGUUCUUACAGAGGUUUCCAGAGAACCUGAUGGAGAUUGAAAUCCCGAUUGUGAACUACAACACCUGCCAGGAGGCCUAUGCCCCAUCUGGGAAGAAAGUGACUGAGAACAUGAUCUGUGCUGGAGAAAAGGAAGGGGGCAAAGAUGCCUGUGCUGGUGAUUCCGGAGGUCCUAUGGUGACCAGAGAUGAAGAUACCAACCAGUGGUACCUGGUGGGCGUGGUGUCCUGGGGCGAGGAUUGCGGGAAGAAAGAUCGCUAUGGAGUGUAUUCUUACGUCUAUCCCAACAAGGACUGGAUCCAGAAGGUCACUGGGGUGAGGAACUGAGUCCGGAUCCCCAGCACAGCACCCGCUGUAUGGUCAGACGCAAGCAGAAGACGAUGCGAGCAACCAUUCCCCCCCUAGCCCUCAAUCUUCACCGCCCAUUCCCGGGUGCUAAUGGGAAUUGUUCUGCCCCCUUUCCCUGGCUCUUUAGAGAAGCGGAAUAGCAAAGGGGUCAGAGCAAAAGGCACAGGGUUCGGGAUCCAUCCCUUGGGAUCUUUGUAAUGACCAGCACCUGACUGCUUCUUUGAACUGUUCCUUCAACCAUGAGAAGCAAGUGGCAUACCUUAUCUACCUCACAAAAGUAUGAUGAGGGGAAAGUUAAUAUAUGCAGAGUGCUUAGCCCAGCGUGUGAACUAAACGGUGUCUUCCGUAAACGUGACUUAACAAAGGGCAUCUAAGUCCAACAGGGAGGCAGAGGUCUCUUGCAAACCCCUGGUUUCGUCUCAGGGGCGAUUAGGGACACCCCCCGCCUCACCCUCAGCCAUUUCUUUAAUCUGCCCCCUGAAGUCUAAGUUUAUUCACAAAGGUUGUCCUCUCCCAAACCCCCAUAAAAAUGUAAAAGUACUCAAGUUCUUAGCCUCUGGCAUGACCCCAGUCACACAUCCAGCCGGGUCAUUAGACGCUUGAGCCAAAUACCAAAAUGCUGAGAGUGACUGAGGGAAGCAGGGACUGGGAGGGAAUGGCGGGAUGUGAAAUCAGUCGUCUACCCCCAUCUCUCACGUGACCCUGCCUGCAAGUCCUUUUUUUCUCGUUUUGAAGGACCUUGCAAGUGCUGACGUUCUAGAAUCCAAUGGAGCCUUGUUUUCUAUGAGUUAGAUUCAAAGCAACCCAUAAGGAAAAUAUUCAUUAGGUUCCAAAGACAAAAUUCUCCUGCUGCCCCUGAAAUACCCACUUAUUCAUGUUGUCUGCCACACCCAGGUCCCUAAGGGCAUAACCAAGGCCAAGUACAGCCAAAGACCUUCCCUGUGUACCAGGCCCCUUCUGGUCCUCUAAGCAUGAGUUGCACAAGGCAGGCCCUGGCAGGCUCAGCCUCAGGCACCUGCUCUCUCCCUCUCCACAUCCUAGCUGAGCUUAAACAGCCAUUUCCCUGACCCCUACCCCUUUGUCUCACCCACCAAAGAACCACCACCCCACCCCGGCUUUGAAGAAGCCUCUGGAGACCUCAUCCAAGACAGAAGACUUUCAAACAAACAGAAGUGUUAAGCCCAAGGCUGCACUCUCAGGAACAACAGGUCACAGCCUGCCUCUACCCCUCUGAGCAAGUCAUCCUACCUCUACGGCCUUUAUCAUACAAAGAGAUGGCAACUGGACCCAAUAAUCAGAUCCUUCGCAAGCAGGCUGGUACUCCCUUUUCAUUCCUAAGAAUUCUGAUGCAGUUUUGAAACUGCUUCCAGGCAGUGGGCCUCUCCAUUGCCAGCUCUUCCUGAGCGAUGGGCUGCUCCAAGUCAUGCUGGCUGAUGCUGCAGGAUGAUGCAGUGAGGAGAUUAUGGACCAAGGCAUCCAGAAGCUCCUAGCAGAUCUGUGAUACACACACACACACACACACACACACACACACACUACUGCGAUAUGGGCAUGACCCUGACAAGUCUAUUUCAUUUAUAGAGAGAAAAGAAAGCUUGUUGCAGUAUGGAGUUUGUGGGAAGGGCACACCAAAAAUCAGCCUAGGGGAAGAUGGCCUUCAGAAAGUGCACGUUUCCACCAGUGAGGCCAAGGAAAGUCUUCUAGAAGAGCAGGAGGCCAUGUCCAGGAAGGGCUUUUCUCAGAAAACACCAGUUCCUCCCAUAGUAAUGGCAUUUCUAGGAAACCAGCAUCCCAGCAUGACAAUCAACACGUACACAGGCCUCUCUUCUUAGAGUCACAACACUUAACAGCACUUUAAAUGCUUCAAAACUCUCAUGUAGAUACCAACUUCUGGCUGGGCCCCGUUUAUCCUAUUCAUCCUCCAAAUUAUAACUUCAUUCUUAUUUCUCGAGAAAAUAACUAAAUGUCCCAUGGAACUCCAACCUGGUAGUACAAGUAUCCGUUAGAUGAUAUGGUGGUUUGAAUAAGAAUGGCCCCCAUAGGCUCUUAUAUUUGAAUGUCUGGUCACCAGAGAGCGUCACCAGAGAUUUGAAAGGAUCAGGAGGCAUCACCUUGUUGGAGUGGGUGUGUCCUUGUUGGAGGAAGUGUGACACUGGGAGUGGGGUCUGAGGUUUUCAAAAGCCCAAGCCAGGCCCAGGGGCUCUCUCUUCCUGCUGCCUGAGGAUUCAGAUAUAGGACUUUUGGCUACUUCUCCGGCACCUUGUCUGCCUGCAUGCCACCAUGCUCCCUGCCAUAAUGAAAAUGGACUAAACCUCUGAAACCAUAAGCCAGCCCCCAUUUAAAUGUUUUCUUCAGUAAGAGCUACCAGCGAGCACGCUAAGACAGAAGUCUAGUUGCUAUUGUGGUCCAAGAAACCUGAUCACCUAGAACCACAGACAGGCAAGGGUGGUGUAGCCAUGGAGAGGGCCUUGUCUAAGUUCACAACCUCGUGCUCACAGACUCACUAUCUUCAAAUCCAGCCGGUUCCUAGACCACUCUGAAAUGUGCUGCCUGUAAAAAGGUCUGUCUUCCAGGCAACCGAAAUCUACCUCCCAAGAAAUUGAUUUGUAUAACGAAAGCUAUGAUUUCAUACUGCUGAACAGUAAUCAUGCCUGGGAUUCAUUAGCCAAAGAAGCUGUUGUUCUUAUGGGAAAAACUACACACUCGUUCCAAUAAACAUCUGCGUUGAGUCAAA